UGAGCCCUAGAUCAACCCUCACGAUGCGAUUGCUGCUUUAUUUGUUCCGCUGCCUUGAGCCCGCGCCCCGAAUAGCCUGACGGACUGGGAGCGGGCAUGCCUCAAGAUCUCGAGUCGGCGACUGAGCGCACGGCGCUGCUUUAUCAUAUAGCUAAUAGCAGGAGAUUGAGCCAGCUGCAACUUGAACAAGACGAAGAUGCCAGGAGCAUUAUUUCGAGCGUGGUUACUAAGGACGAACAGAACUUAUCUGGAAGUACGGUUGGGGAAAGAUUGCCUUAUAAUGACUAUACGACGAUUGACUGGUUGCAUGAUCUUGUUAAGGAUUCAUACCGCUUCCGCUGCAUCCAAUCCUAUCACGGUGUCCGCUACAAUCUCCUCUCAAUGUUUGAGGCCAGUUCAGGCUGGAUAGCCGUCGUCAUUAUCGGGGCCUUAACUGCUUGCGUCGCAUUCGUGGUCGAUGUAGCCGAAGCUACGGUCUCAGAUUGGAAACUAGGAUACUGUACAAAGAACCCAUUCUUGAGCCGAGAAGCCUGUUGCGUGGAUAAGACACCUUUGCUUGGAGCCCUGUCUGAGCCAGCGGAAAAAUGCAAACAUUUCAAAUUGUGGACAGAGAGCUACGCUGGGAGCUUCGCCAUAUACGUUGCUAUGGCACUGGUAUUCGGCAUGAUCAGUUCGAUUGCAACUAUGCUUACGAAACGUUCUCUUCCCGCCGUGGCUCCCGAAAAUACUGAUAAAUCGAACAGAGCUGGUUCUUCUCCAGGCGAACAACCUGCCACUGGAAAAACAAUAUAUUUGGCGGCUGGAUCCGGUAUCCCUGAGAUCAAAACGAUCCUAUCUGGUUUCGUUAUCCCACACUAUCUUGACCCGGAAGUUCUAAUCGUCAAAGGAUUCGGUGCCAUCUUCGCCGUAGCUACAGGCCUGUGUCUUGGAAAAGAAGGUCCGUUCGUUCACAUAUCGACAUGUGUGGGUUACAUUGUCGGGAUGCGGUUCCCCAAGUAUCGAGAUAAUGGCCGGAAGAUGAGAGAAUUGCUAUCUGCAGCAUGUGCGUCGGGCCUCAGUGUUGCGUUCGGAGCGCCGAUUGGAGGCGUGCUCUUUAGCUACGAGGAGAUCAGCACGUAUUUCCCGAGGAAAGUGCUCUGGCGUGCUUUUCUGUGCUCACUAUUCGCGGCUAUUGUACUAAAGGCUUUUAAUCCUACUGGGACUGGUAAAUUAGUUCUUUUCGAAACGAACUACGGGACAAACUAUCAGCCAAUACACUACCUCGUAUUCGUCAUCCUAGGAGUUGCAGGAGGCAUCUUCGGCGGCCUGUUCUGCAAGCUCAAUUUCAUGUGGUCGAAAUGGUUUCGCUCCUUCCCUAUCAUCAAAAACGAUCCCGUGUUCGAAGUCUUCCUCGUCGUCCUUGCAACAACGUUGCUCCAAUUCCCUAACCCGCUGAUUCGAGAUCCUGGAGAUACUGUCAUCAAGAAUCUGCUCGUGGAUUGCAAAUCACUGGCCUCAUCGGACUCCUGGAUCUGCAAAAAUGAAGCCCAAAGCGGAGGGGUUGGAAAACCAAGCUCAGCGUUUGUGGGCUGGCUCAUCUAUGGCACGGUCGUCAAGCUUGUCCUUACGAUUGUUACUUUUGGAUGUAAAGUUCCCUCUGGAGUUAUCAUUCCAGCUCUUGAUGCAGGCGCUCUUUUUGGACGGCUUAUCGGCCAAAGCAUGACCUCCAUAUCCCCAGGAAUAUUUGCAAUGGUCGGUGCAGCAGCCUUCUUGGCUGGCGUCUCCCGCAUGACAAUUUCCCUUGCUGUUAUCAUGUUCGAGCUCACCGGACAACUCGAAUAUGUUGUCCCACACAUGAUAGCUAUACUUGUCGCUAAGUGGGUGGCCGAUGCAUUCUCAGAAGAAGGAGUCUAUGACCUCGCGCAAACCGUGCUGGGACAUCCAUUCCUAGACCCAGAUCAAGCAAUUUCCGUGGCGAGGAGACACAAUUUGCUUGUGGAGGCUCUCAUACCACCAAAGCAGACGAUGGACGAGAUUACGGUCCACGUGCCCCUAACAAACAAAGUCCGCGAGGGAAUUCUCAAGGAGAAGCUAGAGCAGCUCCGUGCAAGAGGGCUUAUGGACGCAGGACUUGUUCUUGUACAAGUCCAUCCGCAAUCUGAGAUACCAACAUUACAAGGGUACAUCUCACAAUCAGAGCUCGAAUUCGGUCUGACUAAAUUGCUGCCACAUUCUUCGUCGAGCUCACUGUCUUCCAAUCCACCUGACCGGUUUCAGAUCAGGCUACUGGGACAUAUGGUUGAAGAUGACGCAAGCCCCGAUACUCUGGAGGUGGAUUUAACGCCGUUUGUGGACCGAACGCCGUUGAGUAUAUGUGCAAAGGCGCCGCUCGAGUACGCCGUCGAGAUGUUUAGCAAAUUGGGCCUGAGGUACUUGUGCAUUACUGAAGAGGGGACGAGCGGACUAGUUGGGGUGGUUAUCAAGAAGAGAUUGGUGGGAUUCUUGGAGAAAUUGAAAGAGGAGAAAGAACGAUGA
Messenger RNA from Lindgomyces ingoldianus, 2514 nucleotides. RefSeq names its product chloride channel-like protein 3. The record is from RefSeq and is a predicted model, not a curated record. Lineage: Eukaryota; Fungi; Ascomycota; Dothideomycetes; Pleosporales; Lindgomycetaceae. Gene Ontology annotation, biological process: chloride transport; transmembrane transport. Bases 97 to 2514 code for a protein of 805 amino acids. The transcript has 2 exons. Gene Ontology annotation, molecular function: voltage-gated chloride channel activity. Gene Ontology annotation, cellular component: Golgi apparatus; membrane; early endosome.